AUUUCGACCCUAUAAACAUGAGUAGUUGGGCUUAUAUUCCAGGGUUCGACCUUCCGAGUGUCAUAUUUUAUCUACAGUAUAUGCGAAGUAGAGAGAGUGGAAGAUGGUGAUUGUGAAGGAAGAAGCUCACUGCAGAAGAGUGCGUGUGUUCCGGUGGAACGAAAAGCUUCGCAAGAACAGAAUAUCUGAGUCUGAAGGUCUGUUGGUCUACUUCAUCACCAGCAAAUUCACUACCAUCCACCGCGAUACCGAUAUCGAAAUCAAAGAUGACAGGUUACGGAGAGCAAUACGAUUCGAUGUCAAAGGGUUGCUCUCUCACCAUUCCAUCAAGUCACUGCCUCACACCGUUCUCUCGGCCACCAAACAGUUCCUACCAGAGACCAUUCUACCAUUAGGCGAUGAAAUCUCAGACUAUCUUCUCAAAAAUUACAAUUUUUGCACCAAGAAUAUUCUUGGCCCCAAUUUGCCCAAAAUUGUGAUCGUGACUGAAAUUUAUCGAAUCCGAACCGUUGAUCACACCGACAUCGAUCUCAAUCUUUCUCCUAUAGCGUCGAUGUCACCUCCUACCCCACCUAGGCUGGGAUACGACUACGACCCCGGAUCUGACUCGGACUCGUCGGGGUUUUCGGAUUUCGAGAUAGAUCACGAUGCGGAGAAAGUAGAGGAUGAUCCAUAUGAUAGUUACAGCGUAGACGUGGAGUUGUAUUUGUGGAUUAUAAGAGAAUUUUUGGGCGAAAAGGGGUAUUUUCCGACAAGAGGCGUUGCGAUUGACGAACCAAUAGGGUUUGUUAAAGUUGAACCCUUGCAGGGUGAGGAAGAGGAGUUUAUUGAGGGUGAUAAAUGCGCGAUUUGUCUUGAUGAAUUAACGACUGCCACGAGGAUCACUAGAACAACCUGCUCCCAUGUUUUCCAUACCAGGCUUGGCGAGGAGAAUGUAGGUUACCGGCAUUUGUACUUCCCAAUGUUAAAGCUGAGUAUUGUUGGUGGAAGGCCAUUUCCUUGUGGGGGUGGGCAGUUGUUCUGAAAAGGCUUCUGGCUGCAAGGUUAGUGGUGUUAAAGCAAGUUCUGUUUGAAUGUAUAUUAAUUUUCUGCAUGAUCUCACUUGGAUAUUAAGUGGUGGCACUUGUCCUGUACCUGGUUUCCUUUCAUUUUUUUGUGAGUAACUAUUCCUCUUUCCUUUUCUUAAAUCCCUUCCAUUUAUCUUGUAAGUUGUAAUAA
Molecule: messenger RNA, 1218 nt
Organism: Cornus florida
Lineage: Eukaryota; Viridiplantae; Streptophyta; Magnoliopsida; Cornales; Cornaceae
Exons: 2
Coding region: 104-1024 (306 amino acids)
Source: RefSeq, a predicted model, not a curated record